This is a messenger RNA of Daucus carota subsp. sativus, 1469 nucleotides long. RefSeq names its product protein trichome birefringence-like 19. The transcript has 2 exons. NCBI's taxonomy places the organism in Eukaryota, Viridiplantae, Streptophyta, Magnoliopsida, Apiales, Apiaceae. Gene Ontology annotation, cellular component: Golgi apparatus. Gene Ontology annotation, molecular function: O-acetyltransferase activity. Bases 136 to 1380 code for a protein of 414 amino acids. The record is from RefSeq and is a predicted model, not a curated record.
UUUGUCAUAUAAUGAGGCAAAUUUGGGUUCACAAAGCAGCAAGGGCGAAAGAAUCAUAAAGAACCGUCCACUUGACAUGAUAUAUAUUUAUAUACCUCGAAAACUCUUGAUUAAAACUUUCAACUAAUUUUGAGGAUGAAGGGCUAUGCUAUGGAGCUUCCAAGCUCCAGAAAGUUGAUAUUACCCAUCCUAUCAGUCUUUUUUCUAACCAUAAUACCACUUUAUUUACGAAACAGUCCUCUGUCUCCUCUGCAUGCUCUAGAAAUGUUCAAGAAUGGUUCAAGAAGCGUGGAAAUUGAGCAUGUCUGCAAUGUGUUUCGAGGAGACUGGGUUCUAGGUUCCGACGGGCCUUACUACACCGAUGAAACUAAUUGCGAAAUCGAUCAACGACAGAAUUGUAUGAAGUUUGGCAGACCGGACACUGAGUUUAUGAGGUGGAGAUGGAAGCCUGAUGAAUGUGAGUUACCUCGUUUCAAUGCAUCUCAGUUCUUAGAGGCUGUCACAGGGAAAACCAUGGCAUUCAUCGGAGACUCGGUCGGACGCAACCAAAUGCAGUCACUGGUGUGCCUCCUAGCUAGUGCAGCAAAUCCUAUUGAUAUCUCCCAUGUAAACGAUACGAGAUUUAGACGGUGGUUGUACCCAUCACACAACUUCACAUUACUAGCACUUUGGUCCCCUCUGUUAGUGAAAUAUCGCGAUGCUGACACUAGUGGCUUCUCUAGGAACAGCGUCUUAAAUCUCUAUCUAGAUGAGGCAGAUGAGACCUGGACCGAUCAUACAGAUGAUCUAGAUUUUGUUAUAUUCUCGGCUGGCCAAUGGUUCUUUCGCCCCUUCAUUUACUACGAGAACAACACAAUUGUUGGUUGCUUCAAGUGCGAAAGACAGAACAUAACAGAGCUGCCUCAUUACUAUGGAUACCAAAUGGCCUUUCGAACCGCCUUUCAGACUCUAUUGAAAAAUGAAAAUUACAAAGGAAUCACAUUCCUGAGGACAUAUUCCCCAUCACAUUUUGAGAAUGGGGACUGGAAUAAAGGAGGGAAUUGUGUACGAACAAGUCCAUUUACAAAACAAGAGAUGAAGCUAGACGGGUAUAAUUUAGCGUCCUACAUGACUCAAGUAGAAGAGUUCAGGACCGCGGAAAAGGAAGCCGAGAAGAGAGGCCUGAAAUUUAGAUUGCUGGAUACAACUGAAGCAAUGGUGUUAAGACCGGAUGGCCAUCCAAAUUAUUAUGGUCACUCACCGCAGGAAAACAGGACCUUAGCCGAUUGUGUGCAUUGGUGCCUGCCAGGUCCGAUCGAUACAUGGAACGAAUUUUUGCUUCAAAUGUUGAAAGCCGAAGGAAAUGGAAACAUCAAAAUUAAGCUUCAGACAGAAGACUAGUGAAUAAACAUCCUUUUGCUUGCAAAAUGUAUAUCCUAGAUCAUAUCGUCUAAUAUAUGUAUAUAGAUAUGUGACUUGCAUUUUUUUCA